Messenger RNA from Alligator mississippiensis (American alligator), 6287 nucleotides. RefSeq lists its product as uncharacterized. Gene Ontology annotation, biological process: DNA replication; regulation of DNA-templated transcription. The record is from RefSeq and is a predicted model, not a curated record. The transcript is spliced from 8 exons. The coding region runs from base 282 to 6035 and encodes 1917 amino acids. Gene Ontology annotation, molecular function: DNA-directed DNA polymerase activity; nucleotide binding; DNA binding. Lineage: Eukaryota; Metazoa; Chordata; Crocodylia; Alligatoridae.
GAAGUGGCAAUACAGGAAGGGGCUCUGGUACUUCCGGCUGCUGACUGUGGGUCAGGCGUGCGGGGCACGUGGGGGGCACUGCUCUCUCUCUCUCUGUGUGUAGGUGUAGGGGCCACCUGUGUGUGUGUGUAGGUGUAGGGGCCACCUGUGUGUGUGUGUGUGUGUGUGUGUGUGUGUGUGUGUGUGUGUGUGUGUGUGUGUGUGUGUAGGUGGGGGAUGGGCAGCAUUGGGCCUGGGGGCUUUUUUGGGAGAUAACCCGUGUGCUGUGCCCACCCCGCACGAUGGCGGCCCAGCCGGGGCCCCCGAGCCCCUGGGUGCCGGAGCGGCCCGCGGGCGACGAGCUGACGGCCUCGGAGCGGUGGCGCUGGCGCUUCCGUGUCUUCCGCUACCAGGAGGCGGCGGGGCCGCGGGAGGUGUGCAGCCGCCUGCGGGAGCUGUGCCGGGGCUGGCUGGAGCCCCAGCGCCGCAGCAAGGAGCAGAUGCUGGAGCUGGUGGUGCUGGAGCAGUUCCUGGCCGUCCUGCCCCGGGAGAUGCAGAGCUGGGCGUGGGGGCACGACGUGGAGACGUGCGCCGAGGCGGUGGACGUGGCCGAGGCGUUUUGCCUGGGGCUGGUGCCGGACGAGGAGCCCGAGGUCGCGGGGCACAGGCCGCUCCAAGACGCGGACGUGGAAGGACCAGGAGCACGGCCGGAAACUGUCUGCACCUGGCAGGAGCCGGCACGGUCCCGUCCUGAGCACGCGCCCCUAGAGGAAGCAGGAUGGGGUAAAACCCCAGGGCCCCAGGAGGAGCUGCCUCCUGUCCCCACAGACAAGUCCGCGCCCCGGCAGGAGCCAGCAGGUGCAGGGACCCUGAGCACAGCUGAGGAGCAGCCUGCUGAGGAUGGGCCUGUAAACCUGGAGCUGCUGAGGCCAUCCCCAGGAAAAUCAGGGGAGAAGGGACUCCUGACGCCUGAGCUGGACCAAGUGCAUGAGGAGCAGGGCAGGUGCCCACAACAGCGAGAUGACACAGCCGUGAACGAGCUCCAGGAGGCAUUUGAGGACGUGGCUGUGUAUUUCACGCAGAAGGAGUGGGAGCUGCUGGAAGCUGGAGACAAGGAGCUGUACCGGGACCAGAUGCUGAGGAAUUACCAAGCCCUUGUUUCCCUGGGGUAUCAAGGUCCUGCACCGGACUUAAUUUGCCGCAUCCAGCGAGGGGAGAUGGAGCUCUGGGUUGGUGAUAAGAAGGCAGCUGGAGAAAGCUCGUUAUCUGAGGACUUGUCCCCAGAGAGCCUAACUCACGGGAAAACCCCAGUUGCCACAAGCAAUUUUAUCACAGCAAGAAACGCUUCUUCCAGAAUAGAAAAUCGGGACAAAUGUAUAUCCUCGUGGCUUAACCCUGCAACAAAAGUGAUCUCACGCAACACCCCCAGAGAAGGAAGUGGCGCUUCGGAGAAGCAGCUCCUAGAAACACCAGAGGGAUGGGGACAGGGACGGAGGCCUCUAACAGCACUUACAGAAAACCACAGAAAUGUUCCACUUCAAAACCAGAAUGCCCAAGGACCAGAAGGCCAGAAGAACCGAGCAAAAAGGCAUGGUAAAAAAAAGAUAAAACCUCAUGGUUGCUCAGAAGAAAACAUACCACCAGACCCUGGGAGAACCACCCAUAAAAAGACAAGGCUUCACAGUACCAAAGCUGGUGAAUUGAGGUUGGUGAAUAAGAAACCCACGACAGACUGCACACGCACUAUAGAAAAGCCAGAGGAGGAGGAGGAGAAUCUUCAUCUGCUUUUGAAAGAUCAUGACUAUUUUGAACACCAAAAGAGGAUUGCUUUGGGAGGUGUGGGUGCCCAUCUUGCCUUGAAAGACCAUGAUUAUUUUGAAAGCACAAAGAGCGGGUCUUUGGCAGGUGUUGGCAGGCAUAUAUAUUUCAGAAAUAGUGCACGGAGUGCUUUGAAAGAUCAUGAUUACUGUCAGAGCAAAAGGGCCUCUUUUGUACAAAGAAGAGGUGGUCUGCGUGGAAUGCAUCAUAGGAAGGGAGGAGGUGAUAAACCCUGGGAUACAAAUGGAAGGCUUACCAGCAAGUGGUUUGAAGGGCAAAAAAUAAGGGCCUGGCUAAAGAUGAGAAUGAGGAAGGCUAAAAACCUGUUGAGAAAACAUAAGAAAUCCCCUAGAGAUGGUGCUGGUAGUAGGUGCAUUUUAGAAAACCGAUUGGAGAGUCCCUUGAAAGCUUCCCCUCCUCCAGAGCCUGUGGAGUUAGAGAACAGGGAUGGAGACCAUGAUUUAAAUGACCCGUUGGAGAGUCCCUUGAAAGCUUCCCCUCCUCCAGAGCCUGCGGAGUUAGAGAGCAGGGAUGGAGACUGUGAUUUAAACGACCAGCUGGACAGUCCCUCGGAAGCUGAUCCUCCUGGAGCUGUGGGGGUUAGUUUGCCAGACGUACGUGUGGUGCGGGUGAGAAGGCAGGACUGGCCCGUAGCUAGGUUUGGAGCCGCAAGGUAUACCGAAGAGUUCCGCUUCGUAAAUCUGGAGCUUGUGCCGCUACACGUGGCAUACAAAGCUAUAAGCGAGGGGAUAGAACAAAUCAUAGCCGACCUCCACGCGAAAUUCACGCCUGCCGACUAUGCCCAGGUACGCAUUGAGGCAGAGACCGCGAGGAACUGCUUAUAUUCUCGAACCGUUCGUUUAAAUCAGAUGACCACUGACCUGUUUGUAGAGUGGCUCAGAGACCUGUCGCAAAGCCAGAGAGAGAUACGCUUUGAUUCGACGUUCUGGCUGGUCGCGGUUGUUGUAAGAGGAGUAGGCGGCGGUGGGCGAAGAGUGAUAAAUUCUAUCCCCUACUCCGAACUCAUCACUAGAAAAAGGAAGUAUUUAAUCGACCUGAAUACCUUUGAUACUAAUCUGUGUUUUGCAGGCAGUCUUUUGGCUCUCACAACACACAAAGGAGCCACAGAUGCUGUACUGCUAGCUGGUGCAAACCAGCUGCACAGAAAACUGGAGUGGCCAGCUCAGAAAAAGGUCAUGCUCAACGAAGUAGCAUUGUUUGAAGACCUUGUACAAGUUAACAUUCAUAUCGUAAUGCAUAAGGAGGAAAAGGGCUGGGGCUUAUUUAAAACAUACAGCUUUCCCAGGUACCCCAAUACCUGCUUCCUUCUGCUGCACGAUGGACAUUAUUAUGGCGUCAAGGAUGCGAGAAAGUUAUUUGGUGUGAGAAAUUACUGCGAUCUUUGCCACGCGUUGUAUAGUCAUAGCCACAAGUGCAGGUUCUGGUGCCGCCUCUGUCUGAGCCCCGGGUGUGCAGACAACGUGGGCGUAGCAGAAAAAUGCCCUACCUGUAAACUGGUCUGUCGGUCCAAAGAGUGCAUAGACAGGCACACGGCUCUGGCCUCCGAAAAACAGAUUGACUGUCUCUCUAAAACGUGGUGUUACGCGUGUCAGUCAUAUGUGGACAAAGACCACGAGUGCAACAACAGGCAGUGCAAGCAGUGUUAUGGGCAGAUCUCUGAUGCAGACAAGCACCGGUGCUUUAUGCGCAAGAUUACAACGCCUGAAAUAGGCACUGGGUACAUUUGCUAUGAUUUUGAAUGUAUCCAGGAGACCGAGAUGCAUGUGCCCAAUUACAUUUUUGCAAUGAAGCUAGCUCCAGAAAAACCUUGGGAAACUGAGGCCAAAAAGGCAGAAGAUAAUUGGGAAUUUAAGGGUAAAUGGUGUGUCUCUUACUUUAUUAAGGCCUUUAUCACUAAAAGGUUCCAGGGCUACACCUUCAUAGCUCACAACACCAAAGGCCGUGACAACUACUUCAUAGUUAGCCAGCUGUCGAAGGAAAGGAAGGGUGUGAAACUCAUCGCCCAGGAAGGUAAACUCGUGUGUAUUGAAGUGACCAGCCUGGGUAUCCGUUUCAUAGACUCUUCAAACUUCUUGCCAAUGAAACUUAACAAGCUUCCGCAGGCGAUGGGAUUUGAAGGAUGUAGAGGGUAUUUCCCUCGUCGUUUUAACACGCCAGAAAACCAGGAUUACGUGGGACCUCUCCCGGAGGCACGGUACUACGGAGUUGAAAGUAUGAUGCCUUGCGAAAAGGAAGAAUUUCUAGAGUGGUACCGGGAGAACCGUGAUAAGACCUUUGACCUGCAGAAGGAACUGGCCUAUUAUUGCCAGCAAGAUGUGAAAAUGUUGAUGGAGGCCUGCCGGCUCUACAGGAAGGAGAUUAUGAAGAUGACACGGCAGGGAGACACGAUGGAGAAGACGGGUAAACUCGUGACCAGUUGCUGCAUAGACCCCUUCCAGUACAUCACGCUGGCAUCUGUCUGCAUGGCCACGUACAGGUUUAUGUUUUUGAAACACGAGACCAUAGCGCUCCUGCCCCCGGACAACUAUCACAGACAGAGAAAGAGGUUGUCCAGCCCCUCUACUCAAUGGCUAAUGUACAUAUCGGAGAAAGAAAAUAUUCCAAUCCAGCAUGCUUUACAGGGUGGAGAAUUUCAGGUAGGCCCCUAUUUUUUAGACGGCUAUGCCAAUAUUGAUGGGAAACAGAUGGCCUUUGAAUUUAACAGCUGCUUUUUCCGUGGCUGUCUCAUCUGCUACUACGAAAAAGACUGGAACCCACUGAUGGGGACAACCUAUGGUUUUCUGAAUUACCAGACACUGUACAAAACCGAUUACCUCAAGAGAGCAGGGUUUACUGUCCAGACCGUUUGGGAGCACGAGUGGAGGGCUCUGUUACAAUCGGACAGGAAGCUUACUGAUUUCCUAAGCAGAACCCAGCUGCCUUCUCCUCUGGUGCCUAGGGACGCUCUCUUCGGGGAAAGAGCUGAGGCUAUCUGUCUCUAUUACAAGACUAAACCGGGUGAACAAAUACACUAUUACAAUUUUACCGACCUCUACCCCUUCGUAAGCAGAACGAAGGAAUACCCCGUCGGGCACCCUGAAAUCAUCGACAACGACUUCGGACCCCUGUCGAGCUAUUUUGGAAUCGCCAAGGUGAAAUUGUACCCACCGCGAGGCCUCUUUUUCCCCGUGCUACCUGUCAAGGUGAAUAGGACAGUUAUGUUCCCGCUGUGCCGUGUCUGUGCGGAAACAGGCCAGCAAAAGUGCGCGCACACUGACGAGGAGAGGGCCCUCGUGGGCACGUGGUGCACUCCAGAGUUGAACAAAGCAGUCGAGAAGGGGUACAAGGUGGCUAAAAUCUAUGAAGUCUGGCAUUUCAGCAAGACGACUAACGCACUUUUCUCACAGUACAUCAAUCUGCACCUCCGACAGAAACAGGAAGCCUCAGGCUAUCCUGCCUGGUGUACCGACCAAGACAAACGAGACCAAUACGUGGCUGAUUUCUUCCAAAAAGAAGGCGUAUCUUUACGCCAAGAGCAUAUUAAACCCAACCCUGCAAAGCACCAAAUUGCAGAAUUGUUUCUAAAUUCUUUGUGGGGGCAAUUUGGCCAGAGGACAGACCUCCCGAACACCACCACCGUGAGAGACCCCGGUGAACUCUUUGGCUACCUUUUUUCUCCCAGCUACGACGUUUUAUCUUGUGACUUCAUCGACGACGAGACGGCCUGCGUGUUGUGGAAGCAUGCCAAAGAGUGUUACAAGCUCUCGGACAGCACUAAUAUCUUUAUAGCCAGUUUUACCACCGCUUAUGCACGCUUAGAGCUGUACGAGCUGCUGGACAGGUUGCGAGACCGGUGCCUGUACCACGACACCGACUCCGUGAUAUUUGUGAGCCGCAAGGGGGACUGGAAGCCUCCGCUCGGCGAUCGUUUGGGCGAGCUCACGAGCAGGAUCCCGGCAAAUGAACACAUCACCGAGUUUGUUUCUGCAGGCACGAAAACCUACGCGUAUAAGCUGUCAGGAGGAAAGGCCUGCUUGAAGGUCAAAGGCAUUACGCUGGAUGCGGCCAAAUGUGGGAAAGUCAGCUUUGAGACCUUGAGAGAUCUCAUUCUAGAUGCCAUAGUGACCCCCGGCAGGGACACCCCUAAAACAAUCCCGACGCGGCAGCGCUCUGUCCUCGGGCCCAGAGAGGUAGACAACACAAACCAAGGCCUUUCAAACGCAGCAAGUCCUUUAUGACGAGGGUCCUCGCAGGAAACUUUAAGAGCCUCCCAUAUGGUUUUUGAUCAUGGAGACACGGUGCCCUGUGAUUCUCAACUCUAGCAAAAGUCACUUUAUAAAAAAAAAUAUAUAUAUAUUUUGUGGUGCUAUAACUGUUUGGCAGCCCAAACAGUGUGUAAAGAGCUACUUUAUCAAUACCUUUUUAUCAAAUUUAUGAAGGGAUUGCCGGACAGUCUUAAUGACAAUCUUAAUAAAGUAAAUACGACUGUG